Tetrahymena thermophila SB210 is the source of this 4044-nucleotide messenger RNA. RefSeq lists its product as hypothetical. NCBI's taxonomy places the organism in Eukaryota, Ciliophora, Oligohymenophorea, Hymenostomatida, Tetrahymenidae. The transcript has a single exon. The record is from RefSeq and is a predicted model, not a curated record.
CAUUUAUAUAGACACAAAAAUUAAAAAAAAUUUUUUCUUAAUUUAAAUUAAUCAUAAAAUUAAGAAAAGUAAAAAGAAAACCAAAAGGGGCAAGAAUAAUUAAUUAGUUAGUAACAAGCAAAAUUAUAAGCACUAACACAAACAAACCUAGGCAUAAAUACACAUAUUUAUAUAUAUACGCACAUACAUAUUUAACUAACUUUGUGGGUAUUAAUAAAGACAAAUCAAAUAAAUUAAUAAAAUAAAUAAUAAAUAUAAUAAGCAAGCAAGCAAGUGAUAACAAUUAAUUUUGCAACAAUGCUUAAAUUACUGCAAACUAAGAUUAGUCCGCUGUAAAGAAUGGAUAAGAAUGGCUUUAUAAAGCGUGACUUUGCUGCUGAAAAAUAGCUGAGUAGCUAGUUAAAAUCUAGAGGUGUUAUUAAUUUUGACUUAGAUGAAAUAAUGAGCGACGAUGAAUAAGAUAAUGAUAAUUAGUAAAAUGUAAAUGACAGCAGUUUAAAUAGCUCUAAAUUGCAUAAAAUCAAGAAUUUUGUUAUUAGAAAUCCAUAUUUAAAAGAAAUCCUUAAGGAAGCUAAGCAUUUUAUUUCAAGAAAAUCUGCUUCUUUAAAGGAAUAUUUCAACUUUGCAGCUAUGAAUCCCGUAGAUAACAAUCAAAGUCAAGCAAACAAUGUAGAACAAUAAAGCAUUAGCUAAAAAACACAAAAUUAAUAGUAAAGUGGCACUUAGAAUUAGCCAACCAGCGUCUAAAAUAAAGAUACUUAAUCUAUUUCUUCUAUCUUAGAAGACAUUUAGGGUAAUUAAGAACGCUCCGAUUCUUCUAUAGGUUCAAAUAAUCAAAAAUUUAGCCAAAACGACUCUUUAAGCAUUUCAAGCAGAGUUUAACAAUUUAUUUAGGAGUAAAAGAAUCAAAUACGUGAAUAGGAAGAAAGAAGAAUGAAUUCUUUAAAUUUAAGUUUCAGAUCUGCCAGUAAUUAUUUCAAUAGGUAAUCAACUACUUCUGUGCAAAGUGAAACAUUGUAAAAUAAGAGAUAAAAUAAAUUGAUGGAGAGCAUUAUGAGAUAAAAUACUAAAAAACUUAAAACUUCUCAAGAGGAAAUUAAUAGUUUACCUCUUAAUAAAUAGACAUCAAUAAGAUUCUUAGAUAUUAACAAAGCAUUCGAAAAUGAGGAGUUAGAAUAAAGCAAUUAUGAUCACAAAACAAGUAAACAAAAAGCUUAAUUAUCCUAAUCUGAAAUAUCAAGGAAAAACAAGGAAUCAAGUGGUAAAGACUCUAAAAUUUAAGGCAAUUUAUCCAAUCUUACUGAAGAAGAAAUUGAGGAAUAGAAAAGAAAAGACCUUAAAAUAGAAAUGGAAGCACGUAAAUUUGUGAUGAACAAACUCCCACAAAGUGCCAAAAUCCGUGUCCAACUUAAGAGAAUAUUAGAAAUGAAGUAGUAAGCAAGAAAAUUAAAUAUUAAUUAUUCCGAAUAUGCUGAAGAAAUCCAUAAGCAAUAAUAACUUAGCAAAGAUUCAAAAUUCAACAAGCAAUAAUAAAUUUUAGAUUUAAAAGAAAAGAGAAAAGAAAAAUAUCAAGUGAAAUUGACUAAUCAGCAAUUAAAAGAUUUAAACAGACAAUCUAACAGUCAUUAUUCUUAAUUCUUGCAAGAUCCUGAUGUCGUUCUCUCUCGUGAAAGUUCAUACAUUGCAUACAAAUCCUAAGUUUAAUAAGGUGAGACUUCUAAGUUAUCUCAACCUAGCUUGUCAAAGCAACAGUCUUAACAAAAGAAUUAUAUAUCUGAUCACGAUAGCACUCUAUUAGUUGAGCAAAAUAAAGCAAGUUAAAAUAAAAAAAGUUAAAAAAAGAAUGAACAAAAUAAAGGCGGAAAUAACAAUUUCUCCGACUCUUAAUCAAAUUACGAAGAAUCUUGCUCUUCUCCUGUCUCUUCUUCAAAUAGCAUUACUUCAAAUAAAAAACCAAAACUCUCUUAAUAGCCAUUUGAUGAUGAGUUCAGCAUGUCAAGUAUAUAGCGCCAUACUGACGACGAAGAUUCUGCAAUUAUUAUGAAUAUUUUCCCCAACAACAGCUCUGCACCCAACAAUAAUAAUACCUUAAACAGUAAUAACACCCAAUCACAAACCAAUAACUCUUUACAAUAAUCUUAGCUAUUUAAAAAACCUCAAGAGAAAAAAGUCACUGAAGAGCCAUCUUCUUCAACCGGAAUCAACAUCAAAAUCAAUGGAACACCUCAAAGCUAGCUUAAAGAGCAAGUUUCAGAUUAAUCAUAAAAUAAAUUAUUCAGCUCUGCAAGUGAAAAUACAUAAACAAUUUCAAUUGCCAAAGAUAAUCUUUUUGGUAAUAUUAAAAAUAAUUAAGAAGAAUCAAAAUAAAUCACUGCUUAAGACUCAUCUAAGAAAGAAGAAAAUAAAAUUGAGCUCACAGUUAAUUAAAAAGAAUCUAUAAUACCAUCUAAACCAGCUGUAGGAUUAUUCGGUAAUUUAAGUUCCUCUUAAACAGCAGAUAAACCAUCUACUCCUAGUCUUUUUGUUACAGAGACAAAGUCUGCUACUAACUCUCUUUUUACAACUGAAGUAAAGCCAGCUUCUGCUUCUCUAUUCUCUGGUUUAACAGAUGUAAAACCAGCCUCAAAUUCUUUAUUCUCUGGUUUAACUGAACCCAAAACACCAGCCUCUGGUUCUUUGUUUAGCAGCAACUUAACUCCAAGUACAAAUAGCUAAUCUACUCCUGCUGCAGCUACUGCUUCUUCUACUGAAAACAAGUCUUCAUCUUUAUUUGGCAACUUAGGUAAAACAGCUAAUGAAGAUGCAGAAAAAACCUUACCAAAAACAGAAGCUACUGGAAAGAGUGAUAAAGAUAAUUAAAAAGCAGAUAAUAGCAAAUCUACUGGAUUAUUUUCUAAUAUCAAUGCAACUUCAUCCGAGAAUAGUAAUAAUAAAGGUGGAUUGUUUUCUAGUCUGAAUGGAGCUCCUUCUGAUAAUAACAGCUCUAAGUAAGGAGGAUUAUUUUCUAAUUUAAAUGGAACUUCCACAAUCAACAAUAGCUCUUAAUAAGGAGGAUUAUUUUCAAAUAUUUCUUAAAAAGGCAACGAUAGCGAUAAUAAAACACCUGAAAAGAAGGCUUAAACUUCAAAUUUAUUUGCUCCAAUCCAACAAAAUGAAAUUAAGUAGGAUGAAAAUAAAAUAAAAGACAGUGAAAUGGAAAUGGCAAGUGAACACACUGAUUAAUAAGCAAGUAGCUAAUUGAAUAAAACAGCCUAAGUUCUCUCCACACCUUAGCCAAGCUAAAAUUCUUAAACUGUAGGUAGUGCUAUUAAUUCUUUUGGUAACAAUGUUGCCAGUCCCUUCUCAUAACAUCCUUUUUCAACCAGUUCCUAACAAAUCAAGCAAUAAAGCUUAUAAGAUUUGGUAAGUGGUAACAACACAUUUUUCAAUUAAAAUGGUCCUUAAAUUCAAAAUAAUACCAAUAACAACAAUUUACAAGGAGGAAGCUUGUUAAACAACACCUUGUUCUCAUAGUCUAACAAUGGUUUGUUUUAAUAACCAUAAAAUAAUCCAAUAUUCUAAUCCAAUUAAAUAUCUGCAACACCUCAAUUAAAUAAUUAAAUGACAAGCAAUUUUGGAUCUUUCUAAAAUAGCUUACCAAAUUAAAGUAUUGGAUAGAUUAAUCAUUUCUCUGGUUUAAAUCCAUAAUAAAACAAUGCCUUUAACAGCACAAAUAUGAAUAAUAAUAAUUUAUUUAAUUAACCUAAUAGUAGCAUAGUUAAUAAUACUCCAUUUUAGGUAAAUAGUAAUCUAAAUUUCAAUGCUAAUUUUUAGCCAUAGGCAAAUUACUUCGGAGUUAAUAGCAACACAUCUUAAAACUCAGGUUUAUUUUAGAGCACUACCUAAAAUAUAAACCCAUUUAUGAAUCAAAGUGUCAAUCAAAGUGCAAGCUUAUUUGGAGGAGCUUAGCAAUAAAACUCUCUAUUCUCAAGUACCAGUACUUCAUAAGCUUCAAAUAAUUAAUACCAGAAGAAAAAAAAUACAAAUAACAAGCAAAGAAUUUGA